CAACAAACAAGGUAUCAUGGGCAAUGAGAAAUUCCUGAUCUCUCUCUUGACCAGCCUGGUUUAAAUUUUAUUUAAUUAUUAAUAAAAUAAUAAAAUACCCCUUGCCUACACCAUUCUAGUUCUAGAUCCCUCUCCACUCUUUAUAUCAUUAUAUUCAUAUUCUUUCUUCUUCUUUGAGCAAUUCAUAAGGUGAGUUUUCCCCAUAUUAUGCGUUCACAGACAAACUUCGAGUAAGUUUGUUUGUUUCGGGUGGGUCAAAUACUACAUUGAAACUUUGAAGUUUCGAACUUUCCUAUUAGAAUCAUGAUUAGUUCAUCAACUCCUACUAAAAACCCAAUUAUAACAAUUAUUCCUAAAAAUCUGAAAUUGUCUUUACGGCCUCAGAAUUUAUCUCGCCUCCAUUUGAGAUCAAUUCAAUGCUCUUUUCAAAAUCAAAAUCCCAAUACUUUGAAGAGGCCUGCAAAUCCAAAAACGCAUCUUUUUGGAGUCAUAACCCCAGGUCCUGUUUUUACCCAGAAAGGCAAUACAAGGAGGGGUAAUGAGGAAAACAGAGGUUUUGCCCAAGUGGGUAGUCAACAGAUGGCAGUAUUAUGUGGGUUUGGGUAUUGGGUGCAGGGUUUCAGGUGCUUUCCAUGGUUGGCUCUCAACUUUCACAUGGCCAACAAUCUAAACCUGCAACCAUUAACAUUGCAGCUCGUCCAGCACUGUGGUAACCUUCCCAUGGUGGCCAAGCCUCUCUAUGGAAUCCUCUCUGAUGCUAUUUAUAUUGGUGGUGCUCAUAGAAUACCUUAUAUUCUCAUUGGAGUCUUGUUGCAGAUCCUAUCUUGGGGGCCAUUGGCGUUCAUCCCACUUGCCCGUGAAGCUCUUCCUAUCCUUUUGGCAUGCAUUCUUCUUGGAAAUCUCGGUGCAUCAGUUGCAGAAGUUGCAAAGGAUGCUCUUGUUGCAGAGUAUGGCCAGAAACAUAAAAUUAGAGGCCUCCAGUCCUAUUCAUUCAUGGCUUUAGCUGUUGGUGGAAUCCUAGGAAACUUGCUUGGCGGUUACUUCUUAAUGAAAGCACCACCCAAGAACGUCUUUCUCAUAUUUUCCUAUCUAUUAUCUAUUCAAUUUGCAAUUUCAUUAACAGCUAGGGAGGUGUCGCUUGGUUUAUCACGAACAUCAGAUCAAAAACUUGCUAAGGAAUCAAUCUGGGAAAAUAUCACAAAAAAGCUAAGUGAUCUUAAAAUGGCAUUAGGUGAAGACAUUAUUUCUCGCCCUCUUACCUGGAUUGUAGCUUCCAUUGCUGCAGUCCCAGUUCUAUCAGGUUCUAUCUUUUGCUAUCAAACACAAUGCCUAAAUUUAGAUCCUUCAAUUAUUGGAAUGUCAAAGGUAAUUGGGCAGUUGAUGCUUCUUUCAUUGACUGUACUCUAUGACCGAUACUGGAAAGGAGUGCCCAUGAGGAAAUUGAUAGCUUCAACCCAGGUUCUAUACGCUUCUUCUCUUCUUCUUGAUGUUGUGCUAGUGAGACAGAUAAAUCUUAGAGUGGGAAUUCCCAAUGAUGUAUUUGUUUGUUGUUUUUCGGGCUUAGCUGAAACCCUUGCACAAUUUAAGCUUCUUCCCUUUUCAGUGCUAUUAGCAAGUUUAUGUCCAAAGGGUUGUGAAGGGUCUCUUACUUCUUUCUUGGCAUCAACAUUGUGUUUAUCAUCAAUUGUCAGUGGGUUUUUGGGUGUUGGCUUAGCUUCCCUGAUGGGGAUAACAGCUGGUGAUUACUCACGCCUGCCUGUGGGAAUUUUGAUACAGUUCAUUUUAGCAUUACUGCCUUUGGGAUGGAUUCAUUAUGUACCUUCCCAAUCCACGGUUGAGAAGAAUAGAAAGAGAGGUAUCAGCAAAAGAAGUAGAAAAGUUAGGAGGAUUGGAAGAGUUGUGUUAGGCUCCAUUUAUUUUUAUCGGAGAGAGAGAGAAUCUGAGGCACAGGGAUAAUUAUACUUGGUGUAAUAUUAGCUUUCUUUUAUCAUAAAGAGGAGAGAAAAUUUGAAACAGUUGGAUUAUUCAAGUCUCUUGCUGAUGGAUCAAUCAGCCAUCUGAGAAGGUGAGGUGGUAUCAGUUCGUAACGGCCAGUCAGCCACAACUCUGCAAAAGGCAAUCAAUUUAUUCAACUGCACAUUGCCCUUCUGAUGUAUAUUAAUCAGAUCUGUGCUCCGUUAGGGUGUUGCUGUUGGGUGUCAAGACCAGCUUUUAAUUCUGCAUGUUAAAUUACCGAUUAGGCAGCUUAAAGGAUGGUAAUUAAGCAGGAGGCAAUCCAAAUGAAUUGUACAAUCUCAAUGCACCUUAUGUUGAACUCGCCUGGUGGAACUCUGUUUCUGGCCUUCUGAUAUGUAACUGUAAUGAACUUGUAACAGGGCAUCCACAUUCCCUUACUAGGAAACUGUUGCAAGUUUGAAAUUUUUUUUUUUUCUCGUAAAUCCAAAACAGAAAAGCAGAACGGACUUCUGCUUUCAAUUUUUCUAUUUAAGAUUUGGAGCUCGUAUUACAGUCUCAAGCUAUGUCUAUGCUUGUUAAGUGAUCAUUUUUGUCAUUUUUAUUGAGUGAAGUGCCUUUAAGAGUCUGAUUA
Jatropha curcas is the source of this 2587-nucleotide messenger RNA. RefSeq names its product putative folate-biopterin transporter 8, chloroplastic. Gene Ontology annotation, cellular component: membrane. The record is from RefSeq and is a predicted model, not a curated record. NCBI's taxonomy places the organism in Eukaryota, Viridiplantae, Streptophyta, Magnoliopsida, Malpighiales, Euphorbiaceae.